UAUCACAGCUAGCUCUUUUAGCACGUCGGCUAGCCGUGUGACGCCGCUACUCUCUCCCGGACGACGCUCUGCCGCAUCGGGGAACCUCGAUACACUCGAUCCCCGUGUGCUUAUUGCUUAUUUCUGUACAGUAGCAACGAUCGUGGAUGCAUUUAUAAUGAUAUAGGUUAAAUGAUUGGGUCUUCAUAGUUUGAUCUUGUUGUGUGUUUUGUGACCGGUUUGGCGGGACUAGAUCGGGCUAACAGUACGGGGAGCUAAGGCUAAGUGAAUAGAAGGAAGCUAACUCUGCUAGCUUAGCAACCUACCGCGGCUGUCAUGGAAGACAAAUCAUUUACGAAAGAAUUAGACCAAUGGAUCGAACAGCUAAAUGACUGUAAACAGUUAUCGGAAAACCAAGUGAGAACACUCUGCGAAAAGGCCAAGGAGAUUCUGACCAAGGAGUCAAACGUCCAGGAGGUGAGAUGCCCCGUCACAGUGUGUGGGGAUGUGCACGGGCAGUUCCACGACCUCAUGGAGCUGUUCAAGAUCGGAGGGAAGUCUCCCGACACCAACUACCUGUUCAUGGGCGACUACGUUGACAGAGGCUACUACUCCGUGGAGACGGUCACACUGCUCGUCACUUUAAAGGUGCGUUUUCAGGAGCGAAUCACCAUCCUGCGUGGGAACCAUGAGUCGCGACAGAUCACACAGGUGUAUGGCUUCUACGACGAAUGUCUCCGGAAGUAUGGCAACGCCAAUGUCUGGAAGUACUUCACAGAUCUCUUUGACUACCUGCCUCUCACAGCCCUGGUAGAUGGACAGAUCUUUUGUCUCCACGGGGGUCUUUCACCUUCCAUAGACACUCUGGAUCAUAUACGAGCCCUGGACCGCCUGCAAGAGGUCCCACAUGAGGGUCCCAUGUGUGACCUGUUGUGGUCAGAUCCUGAUGACCGCGGCGGUUGGGGUAUCUCUCCCCGAGGCGCCGGCUACACCUUUGGCCAGGACAUCUCUGAGACAUUCAACCAUGCCAACGGGCUCACGCUGGUGUCCCGCGCCCAUCAGCUGGUCAUGGAGGUAAGCCACGACCCCAGUCGCCGGUGCCUCGCGUCCUUAUCAGCAUCCCAGAAAUGUGCUUGUAAACCCCAGCAUGGGGUUGCAGGGCUUCUAAUUUAAAUGGGAGGAUAGGGCUGCAGAU
Molecule: messenger RNA, 1174 nt
Organism: Gadus chalcogrammus (walleye pollock)
Lineage: Eukaryota; Metazoa; Chordata; Actinopteri; Gadiformes; Gadidae
Product: serine/threonine-protein phosphatase 2A catalytic subunit beta isoform-like
Exons: 6
Coding region: 316-1152 (278 amino acids)
Biological process (GO): peptidyl-serine dephosphorylation; mitotic cell cycle
Cellular component (GO): cytosol
Molecular function (GO): protein serine/threonine phosphatase activity
Source: RefSeq, a predicted model, not a curated record